Alternaria alternata is the source of this 1444-nucleotide messenger RNA. Its product is annotated as sure-like protein. Lineage: Eukaryota; Fungi; Ascomycota; Dothideomycetes; Pleosporales; Pleosporaceae. The transcript has 3 exons. Bases 188 to 1240 code for a protein of 350 amino acids. The record is from RefSeq and is a predicted model, not a curated record. Gene Ontology annotation, molecular function: hydrolase activity. Gene Ontology annotation, cellular component: P-body.
GAACGGCCAUGCGAAAACAAAUCUAAGAGCGCAGAGGUGUUGAUGCAAAGAAUGAGGCGGUGACUGCCUGCUGCGGGAUUCGGACUUAUUGGUAGCGCGCAUCACUGUCUGCCCCUCUGCAUCUCUCGAUCUCCAAUCUACAACACGUUGUUACCAAACUUUGCAUCAUCGUCCCUCAUAAGUCAUCAUGCAUAUUCUUGUCACCAACGAUGAUGGUCCACCAUCAGAUCAGUCCUCGCCCUACGUACAUUCGCUGGUGUCAACACUACAGAAGCAUGGGCAUACCGUGUCAGUCGUUCUCCCGCAUACACAGAGGUCAUGGAUAGGCAAAGCACACCUUGUGGGCAAAUCCAUACAACCGACAUACUACCGCCCCGCGCCCCUCCAAACAAACGCUGAAGGGCGUCUCACGAACCAUGGCACAACGCACAACUCCCCUCUGCCAUCCUCGUCGAACGAAGAAGAAUGGGUGCUCGUCGACUCGACGCCUGCUUCCUGCGUACAGAUCGGUCUCUACCACUACUUUUCAGACCGCGGCCCGAUUGACCUCGUAGUCAGUGGCCCUAACUACGGUCGCAACAGCACUGCCAUCUUUUCCUUAUCGUCGGGCACAAUUGGUGGCGCAAUGGAGGCAGCAGUAUGCGGCAUGAAGUCCAUCGCCCUCUCGUACGCAUUCUUCGACCGCAACCACGACGCCAAGAUCAUCAGCGAUGCCAGCGAGCUCAGCGCUAAACUCAUAAAACAUCUGUGGGAUCACUGGGAUGCAAAUACCCACCUUUACACCGUCAACGUACCGCUGGUUGAGAACGUUGGAGAGCGCAAGAUCCUAUGGACGAACAUGCUGCAGAACUCGUGGAAGAGCGGAAGCUGUUUCCAAGUCGUCGAAGUACCGUCCGAAGCUGACGACACACCGUCAGACAUUGAGGGUCAGAUACGCAAACAAGAGGAGAAGUUUGGGAAGAAGGAGCUGAAGGCGAACUCUGAAAUACAAGGUGGAGUGUCGGGCACAGACAGUGGGCGAGAAACGCCUUCAGGUCAGGCCCAUAUGCGGUAUACACACAAGCACUUCAAAUGGGCACCGACUUUCAAAGAUGUGUAUGAGAGUGUUGAGGCCAGUGAGCCCGGCAAUGAUGGAUGGGCGGUCGCGCAGGGCUUUACCAGUGUGACUCCACUACGGGCAAACUUUAUGCAUGUGAAUGGGUUUGAGGGAGAAAUCAAGCUGGGUGCGGGGGCUUCGUAGAUUUGAAUCUCGGACAAGACGAUAAACCAUUAUGGCCAAGUGAAUGUCUUGAGCUUUCAAACUAUCCUUCGAAUCCACGGCGACUGAGUCCACAAACCAGUUAUACUUUGAAUAGGGGUUGUUUUGUGAAUGUGGAAAACAAGUUAACACUUCACUUGCAAGAAGUAAUAUCUGACCAAACUCGGGCAGUGCCAUUUGGAAUAG